AUGGACCCAUCCCGCUCCGACUCCGAGAACAUGAACUUCCUCUCGAGGAUCUGCGCCGUGGCACCGCAGGCGCAUCCAAAUUGCCAGACAGGAUUCUACGGAUACAAACUGAGCCACAAUGCCAACGGCGCCUUCAUGGUGCUAUUCUCUAUUGUUGCAGUUGCUUACAUCUGCAUCACUACCGAUCAGUUCGAGGACGAUGCCUUCUUCAUGCAGAUCUGCUGUUUGACCAUUGGCCCGGCGUUCAUGGCCGCGGCUAUCUAUCUUUGUAUGCGGAGGAUUGUUUUUUGUUUCGGCGAGGAGAACUCCCGCAUCUCGUCCAGAUGGUUCACCAGAAUUUUCAUCCCAUGCGACAUCGUCUCCCUCGUCCUGCAGGCCACGGGUGGCGGUCUUUCAGCUGUCGCAUACAAGAACGGCGGUCAUGUGUCUACCGGCAACAAUAUAAUGAUUGCCGGCCUGGCCUUCCAAGUUUUCACAAUGGCCACCUUCAUCUGCAGCGCGGUCGACUUCACGCUGCGCACAUACUUGCGCUACAAGCUGCAGGGCCAAGAAGCCCUCGAGCAGGCCGUGUCAAACACGGCUGUCCGCAGCUCGACCCCCUUCCGCCUCUUCCUCGCGGCCCUGAUCUUUGCCACGCUGUGCAUCUUCACCCGGUGCUGUUUCCGUGUUGCGGAACUCAGCGGAGGGUGGACGGGUCCGUUAAUGAAGAAACAGGUACUGUUCAUCGUAUUCGAGAGCACCAUGGUCUUCUUGGCGAGCGUGGCACUGGUCGUCUUCCAUCCCGGGUGGUGUUUCAAGAUAAUGCUGGAGGGGGAGGGCGGCCUGGGCCUCAGCCGGCUCAGACAGUUCAGGCCGUUCCGGGGAAAUAGACCGCGAGCCAAUGCUGUUUCUGAAGGGAGCGUCGAUGAUGGCGUGUUACAGCGGCAGAUCUCGGGGCAGAUGCAGGGUGGCGAGGACAAAACCGAGGCUCAGGCCCCGACGACCUCACGCGUCCAAGUUCCUGCUCCACGUGCGAACACCACCUCCACUCAUGGAGCCAACAGAGUCACGUUGCAGCCCAACAUUCUGCUCAGUGAGACUCUCGCAGAGGAUAAUACAGCCUCGGGGGCUGAACAUAACACACCUGUCAGGUCUGCGGUUGCCAAUGCGGUGGCUAAGCGGCACACCCUGCCCAUCAGGCGCGGCAAUCUCUCCUCCCUGACCACAUAG
Messenger RNA from Cryphonectria parasitica EP155, 1209 nucleotides. Its product is annotated as RTA1-domain-containing protein. The record is from RefSeq and is a predicted model, not a curated record. The transcript has 5 exons. Bases 1 to 1209 code for a protein of 402 amino acids. Lineage: Eukaryota; Fungi; Ascomycota; Sordariomycetes; Diaporthales; Cryphonectriaceae. Gene Ontology annotation, cellular component: plasma membrane; fungal-type vacuole.